Molecule: messenger RNA, 2234 nt
Organism: Anoplophora glabripennis (Asian longhorned beetle)
Lineage: Eukaryota; Metazoa; Arthropoda; Insecta; Coleoptera; Cerambycidae
Product: zinc finger protein 11-like
Exons: 4
Coding region: 1-2013 (670 amino acids)
Biological process (GO): regulation of transcription by RNA polymerase II
Cellular component (GO): nucleus
Molecular function (GO): DNA-binding transcription factor activity, RNA polymerase II-specific; RNA polymerase II transcription regulatory region sequence-specific DNA binding; zinc ion binding
Source: RefSeq, a predicted model, not a curated record
AUGAAGAAUGUUCAAGAAACUUCUUGUAAGCUUUGUCUCAAAACUGUAGGUUUUGAGGUAAUAAACGACGUUAUUAGAGAUAGUUUAGAUGUUCUUUUGCUAAAAUUGAAAUUUGAUAGCAAGGGCAAAGAGGUUAUAUGUAACGUUUGCAAAAGAAAGUUAGACGCAGCAUUCGAAUUUAAGUCAACUUGUCUGAAGAACGAUUACACAAUUAUUCCAUAUGUGGAUUGUGAAAAAAUGUUACGGCUCGAUAUAAGAGAUGUGUAUACGAAGGAAAAGACAAACGAGUCAAUGGAUAUUUCAGAUGGUCAGAAAAUAUGUCGAUUGUGUAUGCAUCCAGUAGAAAGUGAGUUUAGGUGCAUUUGUGAAGAGGAACUUGAAGCUAUCGAGAAAUUGGUUCCUGAAAUGAAUAUAAAUAUCAUCAAAGAUCCCGUUGUUUGUAAGGAAUGCUUUGAUUCUGUGUGCACCCACAACAGUUUCCUAAAAAAUUGCUGGGAAGUACAGGAAAGAAUUAGAGGUAUUUUUAAUAGCGUAGGAACAGAAAGUCAGACAGAUACUUCACCAGCUGAUUUAUUCGUUAAGACUGAAAGCCAGGACAAAGAAUUGGAUAUCAACGAGAUGGAAAUGUCGAUCAAAGCUGAAAGUAUCGACAUAAAAUCUGAAGAUGAAGAAAACAGCCACUCGCUACUGCAGAGCUCCGAUAGUGAAUCGUUGGAGAAGAGUGUCCAUAGAGAUGCAGUCGAGGAUGGAUAUAAACAUGAGAAUAUAUCCAUAAACGAAUGUAAUACGAAAGUCAAGCAGGACGACAAAGUAUUUUACAAAUGUGAUAAAUGUCUUUACAAAACUGAAAGCGAGAGCCGAUUUAUAGCACACCGUGCGAGACACGAGAACAAUUUGGAAGCAUAUAAAUGUGAAUCGUGUGAGUAUGAAACAGAAAAUACAAAAUUUUUUCAGAAGCACCGGCUGAGGCAUGAAGAUCCUUUGGAAGUACGUAUGCACCGAUCCGGAUCAUUUGAUUACAAGACAAAGCACAAGUGUGAGCUUGCUAAGUGUCUGGUGAAACACAAAAGCGCAUCUGAAGGACGAUUGUACGAGUGUGACUUUUGUGAUUUCAAGACAAAACGUAAGGUCAAUUUUAAUAGUCAUUAUAUGAAACAUAAAAAUUCGAACAAUUGUGUAGAAUGUGACUGUAAAACCAAAUACACUGCAUUACCGAAUAAGGACAGUUUACAACUACCCAUUUAUAAAUGUGACGGUUGUACAUACGAUUCAAAGGAUAACAGAAACUUUACCAGACAUCGGUUGGUACAUAAAGAUCCUUCGCAGGUCAAAAUGUACAAGUGUAACAACUGUGAUUACGAAACUAGAUACAGGGAUAUUAUGAUAGAUCAUCAACUGAAGCAUAAAGAUCCUUCUAAAGUUCAAAUGUAUAGGUGUAAUGACUGCGAUUACAAAACUGUAUGCAAGAGAUAUUUCACUAAGCACCAAUUGAAACAUAAAGAUCCUUCGCAGGUUCAAAUGUACAAGUGUAACGACUGCGAUUAUGAAACUAGAUAUAGGAAGGAUUUCAAACGGCACCUACUGAAACAUAAAGAUCCUUCGCAGGUUAAAAUGUACAGAUGUAACGACUGUGAUUAUGAAAGUAAAUACAAGAGUGUUAUCAAACAACAUCAACUGAAACAUAAAGAUCUUUUGCAGGUUCAAACGUACAGGUGUAAUGACUGCGACUUGGAAACUAAAUACAAGAAUUGUAUCAAACGGCAUCAACUGCAGCAUAGAGAUCCUUCUCAGGUUCAGUUGUAUAGGUGUAACGACUGCGAUUACAAAACUAAAUACAAGAGGUAUAUCAAAGGGCACCAACUGAAACAUAAAGGUCCUUCCCAAGUUCAAAUGUACAGGUGUAACGACUGCGAUUUUGAUACUAAAUACAAAAGUUGCAUGAAAGGGCACCAACUGACACAUAGACAAUCUGUACCGACUGUGACUAUGAAUCCAAAUGCAGGAGAGGUGUAAAAUAUUACAGGUUGAAGCAUAGAGAGCCUUCACGAGUGUAUGAGUAUGCAAAGGUGUGUCGCCAGUGAUGUAAAAUGACCGUCAUUUAAGCUCGUGACGGUCAUUACACGUCAUAAAUAGUUUCAGUUAGGAAAAAUACUUAAAUGUAAAUGGUUUUUAUCUCCUCGCUAUGCAAAAUAAAAGUAAUUUUUCUAAAAUAUAAAUUACUGAAUUGCCUUAAU